This is a messenger RNA of Nanorana parkeri, 1149 nucleotides long. RefSeq names its product coiled-coil domain-containing protein 42B-like. The transcript is spliced from 9 exons. Lineage: Eukaryota; Metazoa; Chordata; Amphibia; Anura; Dicroglossidae. The record is from RefSeq and is a predicted model, not a curated record. Bases 1 to 1149 code for a protein of 382 amino acids.
AUGUCAUCACACCAGCAGAGGUUUCAUCAAGCCAGGCAGACGGGAUUCUUUGCUGUAAGAGCUGUGAACAGACCUCCACAGGACAUUUACACGGCAGCUCCAUGCAUGUUGCAGGAUGACGUGGAUGAAGAUAUCACCCAAAUCCCCAUCAUAAAAGAGGCUGCUGGUAAGAUUUUGGACACCAGUAAGAACACUCUGCAGAAGACGCUGGUUCUGAAAAAGGAGGUGGAGUAUGACCGCGUCAGCCAGGAACUGGUCCGCAAACGUCAGGAGUUCAGCCAGCGCAUGCAGGAGCUGGAAGCGCAGAGGGAGGAGUUAACGCUAAGAGAGAAAGAGUGUGCAGAUAAAGCUGCAAAGUUUGAAAAGUUCCUAAAGGACAGCGAAGCCAAACAGCGCCGGGCAACGGUGAGAUACCAAGCAGAGUCCCGGCAAAAUGAUCUGCGCAAAGCUGAAAUCCACCAACUGGCAGAGCGACUUGAAGAAAAGAGAGUCAGACAGCAGAAUCUUCAUGAACGGAUGAAGAGGAAUAAAAUCUAUGAAGAGUUCUUGUUGAAGAUGGUGGAGAAAGUCCCAGACAAUUAUUUGGAAUACGGAAUGGAUUCUCCGGUGAAAGCCAUUAUCAGACGCUACGAGACGCUGUCCUUUACCAACGGGAAUCUGGUGAAUAACCUGACGGUGCUGGCGGACGAGCACGAGGUCGCGCAGUACAACCUGGAGGCGCUAAAGAGGAAGCACGACACGUCCAAACUGACAAUGACCAGCGAGCUGUCCCAGUUGCAGUUGGAUUAUGACAGAUUGCGGGAAAGAAACAAACAGCUGGAAUUGACCUUCAACGUGGAGAAGAGCCAGUUCAGGAACCAGAGUGUUGAAAUCGGCAGCCUGCUAUUGGCCGUGAUUAACCUGGCCGAUCAGUGUCAUAUGAAACACUAUGGACCUCUCUCCGAAGUAGACCUCGCCGAGAAGCUGGACAUGGUCAAAGAAUACAUUCUGGAGAAAAUCCAGGUCGAGCGUCUGGCCAAAAAGCCGUACGAAGAGCUCCAGGCAUUGUCCAAUCCGGAGGAAUAUCUGAGGCGGCAGAAGAAGAAGACGGCCAAUAAGGAGCCUCAGAGGAAGAAAGGAGCCAAUAAGGUCGUCGCCGUCCAGAACUGA